Molecule: messenger RNA, 2533 nt
Organism: Peromyscus californicus insignis
Lineage: Eukaryota; Metazoa; Chordata; Mammalia; Rodentia; Cricetidae
Gene: Rcl1
Product: RNA terminal phosphate cyclase like 1
Exons: 10
Coding region: 128-1210 (360 amino acids)
Biological process (GO): ribosome biogenesis; endonucleolytic cleavage of tricistronic rRNA transcript (SSU-rRNA, 5.8S rRNA, LSU-rRNA)
Cellular component (GO): nucleolus
Molecular function (GO): RNA endonuclease activity
Source: RefSeq, a predicted model, not a curated record
CCCCCCUCCCCUCUGACCCGGUGUCUAGUCGCUCUGUCUUCCUGUUCCAAACCACGUGGACGCGUCGGGGGCCGCGGUGGUCCCUGUCGCGUUCCCCCGCUCCCGGCCCUCCGCGGACCGCGCGCACAUGGCGACCCAGGCGCACUCCCUCAGCUACGCGGGGUGCAACUUCUUGCGCCAGCGGCUGGUCCUGUCCACCCUGAGCGGGCGCCCGGUCAAGAUCCGCAGGAUUCGGGCCAGGGACGACAACCCGGGCCUCCGAGAUUUUGAAGCAAGCUUUAUAAGGCUGUUGGACAAAGUAACUAAUGGUUCUCGAAUUGAAAUCAACCAAACAGGAACAACCUUGUAUUACCAGCCUGGCCUCCUGUAUGGUGGGUCUGUGGAGCAUGACUGUAGUGUUCUCCGCAGCAUUGGCUAUUACCUGGAGGCUCUGCUUUGCCUGGCUCCGUUUAUGAAGCACCCGUUAAAAAUCGUUCUGCGAGGAGUGACCAAUGACCAAGUUGACCCUUCGGUUGAUGUUCUUAAGGCAACAGCACUCCCUCUGUUGAAACAGUUUGGGAUUGAUGGAGAGUCGUUUGAGCUAAAGAUCUUACGACGGGGAAUGCCUCCAGGAGGAGGAGGCGAAGUGCUUUUCUCAUGUCCUGUAAGGAAAGUCCUGAAGCCUGUCCAGCUCACAGACCCAGGAAAAAUCAAGCGGAUCAGAGGAAUGGCGUACUCCGUGCGCGUAUCCCCUCAGAUGGCAAACCGGAUUGUGGAUUCUGCCAGGAGCAUCCUCAACAAGUUCAUACCAGACAUCUAUAUCUACACAGACCACAUGAAAGGCGUCAACUCUGGGAAGUCUCCAGGCUUUGGACUGUCGCUGGUGGCAGAGACUACCAAUGGUACCUUCCUGAGUGCUGAACUGGCCUCUAAUCCCCAGGGCCAGGGAGCAGCGGUGCUUCCUGAGGACCUUGGCAGGAACUGUGCAAAGCUGCUGCUUGAAGAAAUCUACAGGGGCGGAUGUGUGGACUCGACCAACCAAAGUCUAGUUCUGCUGCUCAUGACCCUUGGACAGCAGGACGUUUCCAAAGUCCUGCUGGGACCACUCUCCCCCUACACAAGUCCCUCAAGUUUGGGGAGUUUGUUUACUUAUUGUUUGAGAGAAACAAGAACUUUUGUUAUCUUCUGGGACCCUGGAACUCCAUUGUCACUGGGACUAGGGGAGAGAUGACAUUACCAGCUUUCCGCUUCUUUUGGAAAGUGGGACAGGACUGAAUUAGACACGCAGUUUAAGACCUUCUCAGCCCACUGGCUUCUGGCUGGGGCUUUAGGUGGCGGGGGACAGAAGACAAGAAAGGCCAACAUUGGGAUCUGACCAAAGAAAAAGCAAGAAGUAUUUGGAAAAUUCAUGGAAGAUGUGUGUUCUAGUUUCAUUUCUGUUGCUGUGAUAAAAUACCCUGACUCAGAACCACUUUGGAGAGGAAAGGGUUUGUCUGGCUUACAAUGACAAGACACAGUCCACUGUUUUGCAGAAGUCAAGACAGGAACUCGAGAAGCCAGGAACUCAAGAAGACAGGAACUCGAGAAGCCAGUCACAUCACAUCUGCAGUCAAGAGCAAGCAGAGCACAAAUGCACUUUUCCUUGCUCUAAGCGAGCUCUCUCCUUGCUCAUACUCUUCAGGGCUGCUGCCACACCUAGGGAAAGGUGUCAUGUAGCUAGAGUUUUCCUGCCUGGCCCACAGUCAGGACAAAUCUCUGACACCCGCCAAUCCCACAGCCAUUCAGACCCAACCAAAUAAACAUAGAGACUUAUAUUGGUUACAAACUGUAUGGCCGUGGCAGGCUUCUUGCUAACUGUUCUUACAGCUUAAAUUAAUCCAUUUCUAUUAAUCUAUACCUUGCCACGUGGCUUGUGGCUUACCGGUACUUUACAUCUUUCUUGUCCUGAUGGCGGCUGGCAGUGUCUCUCUCACCCAGCUUCCUGUUCUCUCAAUUUUCCUCUAUUAGUCCCGCCUAUAUUUCCUGCCUGGCCACUGACCAAUCAGUGAUUUAUUCAUUGACCAAUCAGCAACACAUUUGACAUACAGACCAUCCCACAGCAUUUCCCCUUUUCUUUUCUUAAAAAGGAAGGUUUUAACCUUUACACAUCUCUAAAGUCAGCUUGGUAUAUUUGGGAAUUUGGGCGUAGCUUCUCUUACUAUUUCCUGUUGGAGGGGGGCGCUGUAUCUUCUGGGGAAACAAAGAAAAUUUUAGGAUCAUGGAGUAGUCCGUGAGGCUGUAUCAUCUGAGCCAGUUGUCUUGAAACCAUUUUGGAUGUUGGAUCAUCUGGGCCUUGGUGUCACCUUUCAGGGGGUCUUGGCUGGUCAAACCUGAUGUAUCUUAAUCUGGAACAAAUCCAUAGCCUCUGGCUUUCUGUGGGAACAAAAGCAGAAUCUCCUUUCCAAAGCAACAUAUCCUUAUAUCCAAAUUUUGAAGUCAUGGUAUCUUUAAAAUAUACAUAUUGGUUUAACUCAACAUGUUUUAUGAUCAAAUGUUUUUCUGUAGUUAAAAAUCC